AGCCGGGGGUGCAGGCCUACAUCGGGAACCGGCUCUUCAGCUUCCCCGACAGCGAGGUGGACUUCUACCUGCCGCAGCUGCUCAACAUGUACGUGCACAUGGACACCGAGGUGGGGGACGCCAUCAGACCGUACCUGAUCUACCGCUGCACAGGAGGCAUCACCUUCUCGCUGCUGACGGCGUGGCUGCUGGGCGCCUACUCCGCCGACAUGCACAUCUCCACCCAGCGCCACUCCCGAGGAACCAAGCUCCGGAAGCUCAUCCUGUCCGACGAGCUCAAACCCGCGGCUCCUCCGCCGGACGCCCACGGGGCCGCUUCCUCCUCGCCGUCCCACCGCCGCUGCCACCGGAGGCACAACAGCAGCAACACGGAGGCCGCCUCCUCCUUCUCUCCGGGCGGCCCCGCCCCCGGCUGGGAGGGGGAGGGGCUUGUUUCCCCGUCCAGGAGGACCCACCAGAGAUCCAAGUCGGAUGCCACGACGGCCAGCAGCGGGCCCGGAUCCGGCCUCCGGCGGACAGGAAGUAACCCGAAAGGAGAAGCCGUCCACGAGGAGCCGGAGCGCCUGCGGCCGCAGAGGGAGCUGGUGAAGGCGCUGCUGGGCAUCGGGAAGCGUCUGGCCACGCUGCCCACCAAGGAGCAGAAGACGCAGCGCCUGGUGUCGGAGCUGUCGCUGCUCAACCACAAGCUGCCGGCCCGCGUGUGGCUGCCCACCGCCGAGCGGCAGCACCACGUGUGCCGGAUCCCCAACACGCAGGCCGUGGUGCUCAACUCCAAGGACAAGGCCCCGUACCUCGUCUACGUGGAGGUGUUGGAGUGCGAGAGCUUCGAGACGUCUCCGGUUCCCGUCCGGAUCCCGGAGACGAGGAUCCGCUCGGCUCGCUCCGCGGACAACCUGGACUGCGGCGGCGCCGCGGCUAACGCUAACUGUGCGAUGACGUCGGACCACCGAGCGGGAAGUUUCUCCACCGUCCCGAACUACGACAACGACGACGAGGCGUGGGCGACCGACGACAUCGGGCAGCUGCAGGUGGAGGUGGAGCCUCACACCUGCAGCUCUGAUAACAUCAGUCAGUUUUCAGUCGACAGCAUCACGAGUCUCGAGAGCAAAGAACCCGUCUUCAUCGCCGCCGGAGACAUCAGGCGUCGCCUGUCGGAGAACCUCGCCCACACGCCCACGGCCUUCAGGAGGGACCCGGAGGACCCGUCAGCCGUGGCCCUGAAGGAGCCCUGGGAGGAGAAAGUCAGGAGGAUCAGGGAGGGUUCUCCGUACGGUCACCUGCUGAACUGGAGGCUGCUGUCCGUCAUCGUGAAGUGUGGAGACGACCUGAGGCAAGAGCUGCUGGCCUACCAGGUGCUGCGGCAGCUGCAGUGCAUCUGGCAGCAGGAGAGAGUUCCCCUGUGGAUCAAGCCCUACAAGAUCCUGGUGAUGUCUCUGGACAGCGGCAUGAUCGAGCCGGUGCUGAACGCCGUGUCCCUGCACCAGGUGCGGAAGCAGAGCCAGCUGUCGCUGCUCAGCUACUUCCUGCAGGAACACGGCAGCUUCACCACGGAGGCGUUUCUCACCGCGCAGAGAAACUUUGUCCAGAGCUGCGCUGGAUACAGUUUGAUCUGCUAUCUGCUGCAGGUGAAGGACAGACACAACGGGAACAUCCUGCUGGACUCUGAAGGCCACAUCAUCCACAUCGACUUCGGCUUCAUCCUCUCCAGCUCGCCCAGGAACCUCGGCUUCGAGACCUCGGCCUUCAAGCUCACCGCCGAGUUUGUUGAUGGUCUCAUCGCCGCCAGGAAACACAUGGAGAAGGUUCUGCAGAUAGUGGAGAUCAUGCAGCAAGGUUCCCACCUGCCCUGCUUCCACGGCUCCAGCACCAUCCGCGGCCUGAAGGAGCGGUUCCACAUGUCGCUGACGGAGGAGCAGCUGCAGCUGCUGGUGGAGCAGCUGGUGGACGGCUCCAUGAGGUCCAUCACCACCAAGCUGUACGACUCCUUCCAGUACGUCACCAACGGCAUCAUGUGACCCCAUGUGACCACCGGCAUCAUGUGACCACCAUGUGACCACCAUGUAACCCCAUGUGACCACCAUGUGACCACCAUGUGACCACCAUGUGACCACCAUGUGACCACCAUGUGACCACCAUGUGACCCCAUGUGACCACCAUGUGACCACCAUGUGACCACCAUGUGACCAUGUGACCACCAUGUGACCACCAUGUGACCACCAUGUGACCACCAUGUGACCCCAUGUGACCACCAUGUGACCACCAUGUGACCCCAUGUGACCACCAUGUGACCACCAUGUGACCCCAUGUAACCACCAUGUGACCACCAUGUGACCAUGUGACCACCAUGUGACCACCAUGUGACCACCAUGUGACCACCAUGUGACCACCAUGUGACCACCAUGUGACCCCAUGUAACCACCAUGUGACCAUGUGACCACCAUGUGACCACCAUGUGACCACCAUGUGACCCCAUGGGACCACCAUGUGACCACCAUGUGACCAUGUGACCACCGGCAUCAUGUGAACACCAUGUGACCACCAUGUGACCCCAUGUGACCACCAUGUGACCACCAUGUGACCACCAUGUGACCACCAUGUGACCCCAUGUGACCACCAUGUGACCACCAUGUGACCACCAUGUGACCACCAUGUGACCACCAUGUGACCACCAUGUGACCACCAUGUGACCACCAUGUGACCAUGUGACCACCAUGUGACCACCAUGUGACCCCAUGUGACCACCAUGUGACCAUGUGACCACCGGCAUCAUGUGAACACCAUGUGAACACCAUGUGACCACCAUGUGACCCCAUGUAACCCCCAUGUGACCACCAUGUGACCACCAUGUGACCACCAUGUGACCACCAUGUAACCACCAUGUGACCAUGUGACCACCAUGUGACCACCAUGUGACCCCAUGUGACCACCAUGUAACCACCAUGUGACCACCAUGUGACCAUGUAACCACCAUGUGACCACCAUGUAACCACCAUGUGACCAUGUGACCACCAUGUGACCCCAUGUAACCACCAUGUGACCCCAUGUGACCACCAUGUGACCACCAUGUGACCACCAUGUGACCACCAUGUGACCACCAUGUGACCACCAUGUGACCACCAUGUGACCCCAUGUGACCACCGGCAUCAUGUGACCACCAUGUGACCACCAUGUGACCCCAUGUGACCACCAUGUGACCAUGUGACCACCAUGUGACCAUGUGACCACCAUGUGACCCCAUGUGACCACCGGCAUCAUGCGACCACCAUGUGACCACCAUGUGACCACCAUGUGACCACCAUGUGACCACCGGCAUCAUGCGACCACCAUGUGACCACCAUGUGACCCCAUGUGACCACCGGCAUCAUGUGACCACCAUGUGACCACCGUGUGAACACCGGCAUCCGUUAGCUUGCGUCUUGUGUGUUCCGGUGGUUUCCGCGUGACUCGGGACUUCGGAGCUUUUAUAUUUUAACGUCUUCGUUCAUGUUUGAUGUUUCAGGACUUUUGAAAACAGGAUUAAAAAGCAAAAAACUCUUUAACUUCAA
This is a messenger RNA of Pseudoliparis swirei, 3545 nucleotides long. Its product is annotated as phosphatidylinositol 4-kinase beta-like. Lineage: Eukaryota; Metazoa; Chordata; Actinopteri; Perciformes; Liparidae. The transcript has 12 exons. The record is from RefSeq and is a predicted model, not a curated record. Gene Ontology annotation, biological process: phosphatidylinositol phosphate biosynthetic process; phosphatidylinositol-mediated signaling. Gene Ontology annotation, molecular function: 1-phosphatidylinositol 4-kinase activity. Bases 87 to 2015 code for a protein of 642 amino acids. Gene Ontology annotation, cellular component: membrane; cytoplasm.